GCGACUUUGACUUUUUUUCUUUACAGACCGCACGAAUCCCAGCCCCAGCAGCAGUGUGUCGUGUUUCUGAAAGUGGACACGCCACCUGUUGAACUCAUAUGCCUGAGCCCCUUGACUAAAAAAUAACACAACUGCAUUUGUGCAGGGAGGGAGAUGCUCACAAUGGAGCAAAUAGAGGCAGCCUUGUACCAGAAGAAGAGAUCUGAGAAAUUGAAUGAGAAGCAGAUGGAAAGAAUAGAGGGAAUGGGGGAAGACUUCAGCAUGGACAGAGGACUACAGAAGGAGCAUAUCCUCAAGUGGUUUGUGGAGACUCAGGCUGUGCUCAUCUUGUGUGAUGGAAGUUUUCCACCCUGGUUCCAGGGCUUCAUCUCCAGACAUGAAGCAGAAGAUCAGCUCAGAGACAAGAAUGUUGGUUGUUUCCUUAUCAGACUCAGCGAAAAAGCCAUUGGAUAUAUUCUUUCAUACAAAGGACAGGAUCGUUGUCGCCAUUUUGUCAUAAAUCAAACCAAGACUGGCCUGUUCGGCGUUUCUGGUGAUUCCACCACUCAUAACAGUCUGACAGAACUGAUCAAUCACUUUAAAACCACACCGAUCCAGCCUUUUGGAGAGUACCUGACUUCAUAUAACACAGAUAUGGACUCUGUGGAAGAGGAUGACAAAAAUGAGCUUUAUGAUGUGUUUCAAAAUAAGCCAAGAGGCAGCGCCGGUGUUAGCGUUAAGGCUCUAAGAAGUUUAUGGGAACAAGCUAGCAAUAUCCCUCAAAACACGCCUCCAUGUCUGUAUUCUAAAAGUGGCCGGAAGCUGGAGAUCUCCACUUCUAUUGACAGGAACAGCCUGUCCCAGGGAACGAAGGUUCCACCAUUGCCAAAGAAGAAUUCAUCACUCCGGAAUUCCUUAAGUGCUGGUUUUUCUGGUACAAAUCCAUCACAAGAACAACACAGCUUUUCAGAAUCAAGGACAUCUGGUGGUGAUGAGAGAGCAAACGGCAAAAAAAGUGAAACCUUUGACACAGAAGGCUCUCAAUUUAAGUUGCCUAUCCAAGACGAAACCUCUAAUUCUUGUAACAUUAUGCCCUCCACCCCUCAACAACCUCCUUUAGCUUCACCCAAAACAGCCUCCUGCUCUUAUGCAGUCCUUGAUCUUAAAAAACACAAUAGUGGAGCUUGGCGAGAGCCCUAUACUGACCAAGAAGCCCUGCAGCCCAACCCACUCUACCAGACCGCAUCAGCGGUGUGUGCUGGCCAGAAGGACCAGCCCGGGCAAGAAUAUGACAACCCUAUAAAGCUCAUCGACAACAUCCUUUCAGCAGAAAACCCCUAUCAAGACAUAACUGAACAACGGGACAGUAACACCUAUGAACACAUAGCUGAGAGCAACACCUAUGAGGACAUCCGAGUGACAGACAGCAACACGUAUGCAAGCUUGGAUGAGAUGCAACCACACACACCAAGCAUCUCGGGGAAGAAGAAUCAUAAGUGGUGGAAACUUCGACUGGAGAAUAAGAAGUAAUAAUCAUCUGGUGAAUGCAAAAGCUGAGAAAAAUACUUCAUUUAAUAUUUCAUUUAAAGUCAGCCUUUUUAUUUUGGUGUGUACAGUAUACAUAUAACCUCAGUACAGUAUGGUUUCUACACUUACAAAAUGCUGACAAUUUUUAAGCAAAUACAAUGGUACAAUGAAAUGGUUAUGAUAAAACACCUGCUCUGAUUAUAUCUAUUGUUAUGACUGAAUUUCCCAGUAUUUCAAUGUAGACUAGACUUUGGUAUUUAAUAUUUUGUAAUUAGUAUAGUGCUCAAAGCCUAUCACCGUUUUCUGUAACCCUAAUCCAGCAAUCCACACUGCUUGUUUGAUACAAUAGUCUUUCUCUACACAUCUGAAACCAAAACACUGCACAGUAUAACUGAAUAAAGCAUGGGGAUAACAUACAAUAAGUGUUAGUAUUGAGUAGAUUAAAUGCAUUGUGCUUUGUAUCUCCUUUAAAGUUAUGUGCUGCCCUAUUAUAUAUGUAUAUCCAAUAAACUGUAGAAAAAAA
Molecule: messenger RNA, 2029 nt
Organism: Carassius gibelio (silver crucian carp)
Lineage: Eukaryota; Metazoa; Chordata; Actinopteri; Cypriniformes; Cyprinidae
Gene: sh2d7
Product: SH2 domain containing 7
Exons: 7
Coding region: 154-1509 (451 amino acids)
Cellular component (GO): cytoplasm
Source: RefSeq, a predicted model, not a curated record